CCAGCCCAGCCUCCCCUAACCCCACCCCUCCUCCCAGCCAGUCUCACAGCACCUGGACUGGCCCAGCCUCCUCUACCCCCACCUCCACAAUCACCCACCCUCCUGGCCAGCCCCACAGCACCCGGAUGUACCUGGCCUCCCCUACCCCCAUCCCCAAAUCCAUGCACCCCCCCAGCCAGCCCCACAGCACCUGGACCAGACUAGCCUCCCCCAUCCCCACAACCACCCCCCUUUCCAGCCACCUCCACAGGACCCAGAUGCGCCUGGCCUCCCCUACUACCACCCCUAUCCUCACAAUGACCCACAGAGCCCAAACAGACCCAAGCAUCCCCAUCCCGGCAACCACCCAGUCUCUGAACAUGGCCCACAGCACCUGGCCAGGCCUGGCCCCCACCUCCCCCUCCGACACAACCACCCAGCUUCCUAGCCAGACCCACAGCGCCUGGAUGGGCACAGCUCCCUCCGACCCCACAACCACCCAGCCUCGGGACGAGACCUACAGUGCCCAGAUGGGCCCGGCUCCCUCCGACCCCACAAUCACCCAGUUUCCUAGCCAGACCCACAGUGCCCAGGUGGGCCCAGCUCCCUCAGACCCCACAAGCACCCAGCUUCCUAGCCAGACCCACAGCACCUGGAUGAGCCCGGCUCCCUCCGACCCCACAACCACCCAGCCUCAGGACGAGACCCACAGCGCCCGGAUGGGCUCAGCUCCCUCCGACCCCACAACCACCCAGCCUCAGGACGAGACCCACAGCUCUCGGAUGGGUCCGGCUCCCUCCGACCCCACAACCACCCAGCCUCAGGAUGAGACCCACAGCGCCCAGAUGGGCCCAGCUCCCUCCGACCCCACAACCACCCAGCCUCAGGACGAAACCCACAGCACCUGGAUGGGCCCAGCUCCCUCCGACCCCACAACCACCCAGCCUCAGGACGAGACCCACAUCGCCCGGAUGGGCCCAGCUCCCUCCGACCCCACAACCACCCAGCCUCAGGACGAGACCCACAUCGCCCGGAUGGGCCCAGCUCCCUCCGACCCCACAACCAGCCAGCCUCAGGAUGAGACCCACAGUGCCUGGAUGGGCCCAGCUCCCUUCGACCCCACAACUGCUCAGCUUUGUAGCCAGACCCACAGCGCCCAGAUGGGCCCAGCUCCCUCCGACCCCACAACCACCCAGCCUCAGGACAAGACCCACAGCGCCCGGAUGGGCCCAGCUCCCUCCGACCCCACAACCACCCAGCCUCAGGACGAGACCCACAGCGCCCGGAUGGGCCCAGCUCCCUCCGACCCCACAACCACCCAGCCUGAGGACGAGACCCACAGCGCCCGGAUGGGCCCAGCUCCCUCCGACCCCACAACCACCCAGCCUGAGGACGAGACCCACAGCGCCCAGAUGGGCCCAGCUCCCUCCAACCCCACAAUCACCCAGCUUCCUAGCCAGACCCACAGUGCCCAGAUGGGUCCAGCUCCCUCCGACCCCACAACCACCCAGCUUCCUAGCCAGACCCACAGCACCUGGAUGGGCCUGGCUCCCUCCGACCCCACAACCACCCAGCCUCAGGACGAGACCCACAGCGCCCAGAUGGGCCCAGCUCCCUCCAACCCCACAACCACCCAGCCUCAGGACGAGACCCACAGCGCCCAGAUGGGUCCAGCUCCCUCCGACCCCACAAGCACCCAGCCUCGGGACGAGAUCCACAUCGCCCGGAUGGGCCCAGCUCCCUCCGACCCCACAACCACCCAGCUUCCUAGCCAGACCCACAGCACCCGGAUGGGCCCGGCUCCCUCCAACCCCACAACCACCCAGCCUCGGGACAAGACCCACAGCACCCAAAUGGGCCCAGCUCCCUCCGACCCCACAACCACCCAGCCUCAGGACGAGACCCACAGCUCCCGGAUGGGCCUGGCCUUUCCCUCCAAGCCCCAGGGCAAGCCUCCUGGUACUCGGACGCACUAUGCCAGCCCAGCAAUUAAUGGGACAGGUUGUGCCAAGACACCUGGAGCGCCCUGGCUUCCAGGCACCCCAGCUGCACAGACAGAUGCUGCCACCACGCCAGGCCAGCCUCAGGGACCCGUCCUGGAGAUGCCACACCCUGCCACCCGCGCCCUCCCAGCCACUGCCUUCCCCCCAACCAUGCCCUCAACCCUGGCCCUCCCAUCCCUGGCCACUGCUCCCCACACCACCACCCCUCGGGCCACCACCACCCCUGCUCCGCCCCCUGCCCAGGGGGCAGUGACUAUGGUGUGGGAGACAAGAGCCCCCGUACCGGCUGCAGGGCUGGGGGCAGUCAGGGGGAAGGGGGAUUGCCAGGAGCCAGGCUACAAAUCCCCCCAGCUGCAGGAGCUGAUCCAGGUGGUGCGGGAGCUGCGCGGGGACUUGCACGCCCUCGUCCAUACCCAGCAGCAGGAGCGUCGCCAGCUGGGAGCCAUCGCUGGCAGCCUGGCCGAGCUGGCGGGGGCUGUACGGCAGCUGAUAGGGGAGCUGCCCAGCCAGAUGCUUCGGGGGCAGAGCCAGCUCCCCCUCCAGCGUGGCGCAGGCAGGGCCCUGCACCCCACACUGACAGCCUUGCCUGAUACCUACCUACCAAAGAGCCCCACUGAGAGACAGACCCCCCCCUCCCCAGCCUGAACUAACCCCCCACUGAGAGACAGACCCCCCCCCUCCACGGUCUGAACUAACCCCCCACUGAGAGACAGACCCCCUCCCCGGCCUGAACUAACCUCCCACUAAGAGACAGACCCCCUCCCUGGCCUGAACUAACCCCCCACUGAGAGACAGACCCCCUCCCCAGCCCGAACUAACCGGCCACUGAGAGACAGACUCCCCCUCCCUGGCCUGAACUAACCCCCCACUGAGAGACAACCCCCCCCCCCCCCAUUCUGCACUGCCGCCCCCCCUCUGCUGAGAGGCAGAUCCCA
Molecule: messenger RNA, 2917 nt
Organism: Chelonia mydas (Green sea turtle)
Lineage: Eukaryota; Metazoa; Chordata; Testudines; Cheloniidae
Product: proteoglycan 4
Exons: 2
Coding region: 126-2627 (833 amino acids)
Source: RefSeq, a predicted model, not a curated record